Mesorhabditis spiculigera is the source of this 1869-nucleotide messenger RNA. Lineage: Eukaryota; Metazoa; Nematoda; Chromadorea; Rhabditida; Rhabditidae. The record is from the annotation of a GenBank genome assembly.
AUGACGGGGACCAGUCAGUGCUGUAGAGGAGGUCCGAUCCCGAACGGCUCGAGCUCACUUCCGACCCAUUUACAUUAUCCCAGCCGGAAUGAGAAGUACUCCACCAGCACGCCAGUGCAGAUGAAGCUCAUGAUGGUGCCCCUAUUGUUAUUUCUAUUCUCCCCAGCCUACGGUCAAUUUGCAUUGCCGCCGAAAAUCAGGGUCCAACCACGAUGCGACCCGCAACUAAUCACAGUCGCCGUCACACUAAACAAAGACCUAAUCCCCGGAGGAAAUUUUACAGAUUGGAUCGUUGUGGGAGUCACCGGCAAGGAUGACUGUCGAUUAAAGGGGAAUGGCGAGCUACAGUAUGUCAUCGAGAUAGCGAUCCGCAAUGACCCAUGCGGGACUAUGAUGCCAUCUCCUGGCGUCUUCGAAAAUCGGGUGCGAAUAGGGCAGAAUCCGUUUGUGAUCCUGGCUAACGAUGAGACAUUUACGGUCCGGUGCGUCUACGGUCUGCCUGAAGUUGGCACUCUCCCACUUCCGAUGGUGCAGCCAAAUUUUGCCAUUGAUAAUGCCGCACUGGGAAUCGGUGCAUUUGGUCAACAGCCAGGUGGAGGCCUAUCAACCGUGGGUAUGCCCAUCAAUCCUACCGCUGGCGGAAUCAAAAAUGCUUUGGAUAUUCGGCCGAUUGGCAACGGAAUCCCAGAUAGCGCCACAUCGAAUAAUGCAAAUUUUGCGGAAGCUGGUUUUCAACCGGGCAUGCAAAACGCCACAUCAACUGGCUCUCGAUUGUCUCAAAUUUUAUUGUUUGCGCUACUGGCCUUUUUGCUGUUGGCCUUGAUAUUGCUGUGUUGCCUAUAUUUCUGCAUGAAGCGAAGACAUCGUGGGGAGCAGCAGACCAACAAUAUGCGUGUUUCAAUGCCGCCUGUGAGUGGUGUAGGGAAAGUUGGGCUGGGCAGCAUGUGGUGGACAGGCCGAACGACCAAUGCGCAGGGUGAAUAUGCUGGUCUCGAUAGUACCAGACGUGGCUCUGCAGUUUCCCCGGCAGAUUCGGCAAUUUCUUCUACACAUCCAGCCUCAUCGCAGCAACCUGUACUCCCAAGAAAGCAUUUUGAAAAGAACAAACGAAGCUUUGGCGGAUACGAUGGAGCCAUUACCGCUUUUGAUCGAAGAGGAUCUUCCGAUAGCCAAUCCCAUGCCGACUAUCUCCCAACAAAUGGCAUGAACCUAAAUCCAAACGCCGGAUACGCAUCGACAAGGAGAAGCAAUCUAGCUUUUGUGGCUGAUGAAGAACAUCACUAUGCCUCCGGUGAUUUCCUAUCGACGAGAAGCCCGCUCCCAGAUGGCAGCCCUCCACCAGCACCUAUGCUUAAAGAUUAUGCAAAUCUUGGGGAGGGUUCGAGCUAUGUGGAACAUUACAUCACUGAAACGGAGCAUCUCAACAAUGAAUACAAUGAAAAAGCUGUUGAUGUGGCCGAAGUGAGCAAGAACAUCUCCCGGGACCGCUUUGAGCAUAUCGAUCAGUCAAUUGCUGAACUUCAGAAGAUCCAGCCUAAAAGCUACUCAGAAUGGAGAAAAACAUUGUUAGAGGGUAGGGAUCAUGGGCAAGAACGACCUGCUUCGACAGCUGGUGUACAGGUCUCAUCGAGAGAAGUCCCCGCUGGAUUGUUCCCUGAAGAAGGCAUUUCGUCAUUCCGCUCAAUAACAGAGAUAUACCAAUCUGUAGAAACGAGGAAAGAUGAUUUCGCGAGGGAUGGAGAUGCAUCUGCAAAUCUCACACAGCAACUUGCUGAUGCCGUCCUGCCUAUGCGUGGUUUUGGGCCACGAAAAUUAAAUGAACAAGAAUUAGAAAUCAAACCUGGCAUCUCACCGUUCGAACUCCAACCU